Messenger RNA from Malassezia vespertilionis, 2439 nucleotides. RefSeq lists its product as uncharacterized. Gene Ontology annotation, cellular component: nucleus. The record is from RefSeq and is a predicted model, not a curated record. The transcript has a single exon. Lineage: Eukaryota; Fungi; Basidiomycota; Malasseziomycetes; Malasseziales; Malasseziaceae. The coding region runs from base 1 to 2439 and encodes 812 amino acids.
AUGGACGAAACCAAAGAAUCCCAGGAGGAAAAGGCGUCUCUUUUUCUUGCGACGCUUGUUCCCCAAGAGCAUGACAAUACAUCAGGAGCUGCGCUUGCAGCCGAGGCAAUGCGUAAAAUACAAGAUGCAGUUGCUGCUGCCAACGGCUACAUUUGGCAUCGCGAAGUGCCCAUAGCUACUGCAGAAAUGGACGGCGCGCCACACGGGACAGUGCAGAUCUCGAUGCGAACGAAUGGCACGGUCGAGGAUGAAUGGUUCAUGACGUAUAUACUGACCAACUUGACCGUAUCGUAUCCAGGCUUGUGCGUCCAAGUUGAAGACGAAGAUGGCGAGUUUCUCUUGAUUGAGGCGGCGGACGUGCUCCCUGCUUGGGUCGCACCCGCAAAUGCCAAGAACCGUGUUUGGAUAUACGAUGGCGCUAUGCAUUUGAUUCCCCUACAAUACAAAACAGGCGGCACCGAACAAGAGCCGGUGCUGAGCAUUGCGGACGCCGUAAGGAUUGUGCGCGACCCACAGGUGGAUACGGGCGCCUCGCAAGCACUGCAGGACGCUGCAUUUAGCCGAUUAAAAACGUAUCCUCAGAAAGCGCGUACGUUGCAGCAUUACACGCUUGCAUUUCUUCCUAUCAGUGCGGCAAAUGCGCUGUGCACACAUCCUCAGAUAGUCGCCGACGCGAUCCACGCAAUAUCGACGCGCGAUGUCGUCACUGUGCGAAGCUUGCAACGCCUCAAAAUGUUUGCCUUACCCAAGGAUGCAUCGCUUUCUGGCUUGCCCGUCAAAGGCAUCUGCCUUGUACGCCUACACAUGACACGGCAUUUGUACGCCCAGCUCUUGCACGAUAACUUUUUUCCGCCCAAGGCAUUUGGCACGGCGUGGCAAAAGGCCGUCGAAAAAUACCGUCUGUAUACCCACGCAGAGAAGCGAUCUGCAUCAAUUACGGAGGAAGAGGCCAUUUAUGGCCGCUGGUACGACCUCGGAGCAAAGCUAACCGCGGGAUUGGAAAUGCUCGCCGAGCGUUGGAAUGCACAUCGCAUGGCUGCUAGUUCAACAUCCUCAUACUCUUUGUCGUCCUCCGCGCAUGCACAGUUGCUUUCAAGACUUACACAUCUGGGUUAUUUUGGCGACGAGGUGCAAGGAAGCGCGCGGUGGAAUGCACUGGAAAAAGAAGCGGUGCGCGUUGCAUCGCAGCUGCACAAACCCGGUGAAGGAGAAGCGGCAUUGCUAUGGGAAGUCUUGCACAGCGCGGCGACAUCGCCCAUGCUGGAUGCUGUGCGCAGUCUGCUCGUUCCUACAGACAAUAUAAAUGCUAUGCGGAAAGCCGAGGAUGCGCAAGACUGGCUUGCACAAUUGCCGGAAGAACUUACGUCCAUUGCACAGCCUGGCAAUGAUCCAGCAGAACAAACAAUGGGCCGCUUAAACGCAUUCACGGAAAAAAUGCAUCAGUUUAUGGAAGGACAAGGCGAUCUGGAGGGUGCGCUCGUAAAUGACGAGCUUUUUGAGGAUGGUGAAGAGGCCGGCGCUGACGUGGACUCUGAUUCGGAUACUUCGCUCUCGAAAGAGGAACGGCAGCAGCGUAUGGAUGCAUUGGUGCCUCCUUUGGCUGCGUCCGAAUGGGGCGCAAAAAAUGCGGAACAGCACGCGUCGGAGGAGAGGAAGCAAACAUCGACGUCUAUGACGUUUUCUACAUCGAAGGAUCUGGGCCGUGGUCAACAGCCGAGAUCGUUGCUUGGGUUCAGCAGCGGUGUGCAUUAUGAAGGGGAUAGCGACUCGGGAGAAUCACUAGAGGAUGACCAAGGCGAUGAAGCCGAGGCGCGUGCAAGGCGCUAUGAAAUGCUUGGCAUUAAUGCUGACGAUGCUGAAGACGAUAUUGACGCGGAAAUUGCGGACGGAAUGGAUAAUUUCCUCGAAUUUACGCGUAAAGAGCUGGGUCUCAAUGAAGAGCAGUAUGCACAGAUUUUGGCAGACCGGCGCGAGCAUGGAGGCACGUACAGAGUCAACUUACCUUUAGCAUUUGUGCCGCCUAGAAAAGAAAGCAAGCGUGCGCACCACACUUUGCCUGAGGAGCGCACAGCACAAGCAGCGACGCAGUCUUCCAAUGCGAAACUCGACUCUUUUGACGCGGUGCUCGAAGCGAUGGAAAAGGAGCUUGGACACAACCUUGUACAUGCUGAUAAUCACGACCACUCCCCUGACAUGGAAGUUGACGAAGAACUCACCGCCGAGGAUGAAGAGCUUUUACAACAUUUGCUAGCGUCUGGCGGGGCGCUCCCUGAAAGUCUGCGCCAUUUCGCGGAGGCGCAAGAAGCCAGUGAUACAGAUAUGGAAAUGCUAUCCAACUUUUUGGAGAGUUUUAAAGCGCAGCACGGCCGUCCCGGCCCCGUAGGCACACUCGCAAGCCGUCUCGGCACCGGCGGCCUGCCCACCGACACGGACAAGUAA